AUGAGGGUACACCCAGUAUUUCAUAUCUCAUUAUUGGAACCAGCACCCAAGAACACCCCAUUCAAGACACAGCUCAAAGCCCAGACCGACCAAAACAUUUAUGACAUCGAGACGAUACUAGACUCAUGCCAGAAUGGACCAGUCUUUGAAUACCUGAUCAAAUGGGAAGGGUACUCACAUGAUGAGAACACAUGGGAACCUAGGAAACACCUGGAGAACUGCGGGGAGAACGUGGAACAGUUCCACCGGCAGAACCCUGAUCGGCCACGCCCAAAACAGAGGGGUCAGCCCAGGAAGAAUCAAGGCCAACAGAAGAUCAGUCAAUGUUCGCAAUAA
Messenger RNA from Anthostomella pinea, 336 nucleotides. NCBI's taxonomy places the organism in Eukaryota, Fungi, Ascomycota, Sordariomycetes, Xylariales, Xylariaceae. The record is from the annotation of a GenBank genome assembly.